This is a messenger RNA of Drosophila busckii, 6320 nucleotides long. It is a transcript of the gene ash1, whose product is annotated as histone-lysine N-methyltransferase ash1. The record is from RefSeq and is a predicted model, not a curated record. Gene Ontology annotation, molecular function: chromatin binding; protein binding; histone methyltransferase activity. The transcript is spliced from 6 exons. Lineage: Eukaryota; Metazoa; Arthropoda; Insecta; Diptera; Drosophilidae. Gene Ontology annotation, cellular component: nucleus. Bases 22 to 6090 code for a protein of 2022 amino acids.
CGCCGCCCGUCGAGUCGAAAUAUGAGCAGUGGCCAACAUGAGGCAGCAGCAGCAAGAAAGGAAAAGGUAUUCGAAACGCAACGUACACCAGAAUCCGGCAGUGAAAAUGAGGAAACAGACUCCAUUACGGAUCAGUCGAGUCAAUCGAAGUCUACGAAAUCAGCCACACAAUUUAGCGUGCAGCGUUCGGAUACAGAUGGACUGCGCAUGAAAAUCUCAGCAAUAAGAUUCCCGCCCACAAAAGCAGCAAAUUUACACAGUGUUACAGCAAGUAAGCAAACAAAGGAGCGCAAAAUGAGUGCGCUGGAGAAGGAGGGGGAGAAGGGACGCGAGGCAAGUGUCUGUUCGACAGAAACAAAGGAUAGAUUUAAGGAGCAGGAGAAAGCCAUGUUAGCUGCAAAUCCAACCAAAAAGAUUAAAGUCAAACACAAGAAGAUGACACAAAAGACAAGCAGUAGCAGCAAUAUAAACAAUAAUAAUACCUAUAAUAACAACAACACUAACAAAAGCAAGCGCUCAAAUGCUGCUGCGUUUAGCUCAGAUUCCGAGGAUGAUUUACCGCUAAAGAUGCACAUGCAACAGCGAGCGCCGCGUCUAUUGCUAACAGCCAUAGGACAGAGUCAAGGGGAACACUUGGGCUUGUCCAGUAGCGAUAACGAGGAGCUGCCCCAACUGGUAAAGGCGGCCAUAAAGUGUGUGGAAAGCGACAACGAGGAUGUUGCAACCAAAAACAAGCAACAACUGCCGCAAUAUCAGUCAACGCUGCUGCAGGAUUUCAUGGAAAAAACGCAGAUGUUGAAUCAAGUCAAGCAGCCAGGUGCCGCAAGUGGGAGCCUCUUGCCACAGCAGCAACAGUUGCAGCUGCAACAGCAACGCAAGCGACGCGGUCGCCCCAAAAAGAUGUCCAGCAGUGUGGCAACUGCUUCAAGCUCUGUGGCAGCUGCUGUGUCGAACGUCAAUGAGUCUGCAGACUCAGGCGUUAUAAGCACCACUCCAUCGCCUAAAAUGCCGCAGAGUGCUGCAGCUUCUGAGGUGUCCAAGCCUAAGAUAGGCAUGGCCUAUUUAGGAAAGACAGCGUAUGUGUUAUGCAUUCGCAAGAUGAUGCUACAGCGCAAGCCCUCCAUAAGCCAGGAAACUGUUAUACAUGAACGCAAGAGCGGGUGCAAAAUCAAAAGCCGCCGCUCCUCGGCCGCUAGCAUGUGCAGUAGCUAUGUGUCGGGAACGUCGCGGAUACGGCGGCGUCAUCGACGCAAGAGCUUCAGUCAUUCAAAAUCGCUGAACAUCGACUCUAAGCUGCUCACUGAGAUUGAGAUUAUAGCAAGCACGUUUCACGCUCGUUGUCGCAUCCAGGACGAUCGCCUGACAGCCAGCAGCGGCAAGGAGAAACUGAUGGCGGACGCCAACAAACUGCAAGCGACCUUGACAGCACCAGCAACGCCUUUGCCGCUGCUUAAUGCAAGCUCAGCGACAACUGUUUCAAGCGCCGGCAGCAACGCUUUGAAGCCACUAAAGCGCGCUUUAAAGAAACGCAAACUUAACGAACCGCUGAUAGACUUUGCCAUGCUCUCAGCAAGCGCUGGACAUGCCAAUGGUCAUCAUAGCAACAACGUGGGCAAUGGCAGCAGUAGCAGCAAUGGCGCUAAGCGACGUCACAAAAAGUCUAGUAGCAAUAGCGGCGGCAGCAACAGCUCCAGUCCUGAUGAUCACAAGCUGCCGUUGAAGAAACGCCACUAUUUGGUCACCAGCGGUGCUGAGGUGCCACGUCCACCUUUUGCCAGCAAUGGCAAGCUCAAUGCCGAGGCGUGGGCAGCGGCUGCGGCUGCAGCCAAGAGCAGCGCCAGCACCAAAGCUCAAGCUCAUUUCAAUGCCAAGAAACUGACGCCCAAGAAGCGUCAUCUAUUGGUUAACCAGGAUGCUGCACCAGCUGCCGCUACUGCUGCUGUGGCUGUGGCAGUUGCAAGUAGCGCUGCGCCAUCGCCUUCGCCAUUGCGCGUGGUCAUCGACAGUAAUUCUAUUAGCGGCGGUAAGUUACUGGAUAUAAGUCCCAGCUCGUUGUGCUCGCUCAAGCAGCAGCGACGUCAAGGCGCCAAGUCUCGUGGCUCCAGUAGCGCUGCUGCGGCGGCGGCAGCUGCAGCGGCUGUUGCUGUUGCUGCCGCUGCUAGGGAUGCAUCGCCAGCGGGCAGCAGCAGUUGUCCGCCUCCUGGUGUAUUUGAACCAUCUGUGGAGCUGGAAAUACAAAUACCCAUACCCAAGUUGAACGAGUCGGUAAUUACCAAGUCGGAGGUGGAAUCGCCGCUGCUAGCAGCGCUCGAUAUGAAGGAGGUUGCCGAUAAGAAGGAGCAAUGCCAACGCGUGCUGGAGACGCUGCUGCACAAGACUGGAGGCAAUCUGUUGCUCAAGCGCAAACGCAAGAAGAUAAAUCGAACGGGCUUCCCCACAGUGCGACGCAAGAAGCGAAAGGUCAGUGUAGAGCAGCAGCUGCCACAGGAGCAGCAAGCCGAGACGGACCAACUGCAGCAGACGACGACGCGGGAGACUCGGAGCAACAGCUCUCUGGCAGCGGAGCAGUGCGAUCGUGUGCCAUCAGCGGGAGAAGCUCAGGAGACAUUUGUGGCGCGCAGCAGCAGCCAGCGCACGCCGCGCUUGUCUGUGGUGGCACUGGAGCGACUGCAGCGUCCACAGACGCCGGCGCACAACAGCGUUGCUGGUGGUGGUGGCGUUCAUGCAAAGCGUGGACGCGGCAGGCCCAAGCAGCUAAAGGCAGCACAGCAAGUGGGGCCGGAUCCGCCAGCACCAGCGGAUCCCGUAAAGAAGCGUGGACGCGUUGCCGCUAAGCAGCCUGCGGCAGUGCCGCGUAAUAUAAAGCUACCCGCUGGCGUGGAUCCCAAUACAAACUUUAGUUGUCAGAUACGGCUUAAGCGAGGCAAGAAUAUGCAUCAUCCGGCGUCCGAAACGCCCACGCCGCCAGCUGAGCUGGAGUUGGAGCCGAUUGUGCCACAAACUAGGGAUGAACUGCAGCGGAUUGAGGUAGAGGCGGAGGCAAAACGGCAGAAGCAGCCGACGCCGCUCAAUGAGCAUGAGCCGCUGCCGGCUUUGGAGUGUGCCCACAGUCAGAGCACGGAUUAUGGCAGCUGCAGCGAUGCUAGCGAGGAUAAGAGCAACCAUAAGCGCGCCAAGCGCAAAAAGAACUAUCUAGUGGCGGGACUGUACUCCAACUAUUACAAGCAGGCAGCUGGCGUGGCCACAGUCAACGGAGCAAGUACAACCAGCAAGCCACCACGUCAACCGGGUGAUCCUAGCAGAUUGCUACCGCCACCGGCUUAUUGUGAGCGUUACUAUCGACGCUCACGCCAGGACUUUGAGCUGCCCUUUGACAUUUGGUGGGCUUACAGCCAUGACAAGCUGCCCACGCGGCAUGUGGUGCCUUCAUGGAACUAUCGUAAGAUACGCACCAACGUCUAUGCGGAGUCAGUGCGGCCGAAUCUCGCGGGCUUUGACCAUCCCAAUUGCAAUUGCAAGCCGCAGGCAUCAGGCGCCUGCCUGGACAACUGUCUUAAUCGCAUGGUGUACACGGAGUGCGCGCCCAGCAAUUGUCCAGCAGGCGACAAAUGCCGCAAUCAGAAGAUCCAACGGCACGAGGUGGCGCCGGGCGUGGAGCGCUUUAUGACCACAGACAAGGGGUGGGGUGUGCGCACCAAGCUGCCCAUUGCUAAGGGCACCUACAUACUCGAGUAUGUGGGAGAGGUGGUCACGGAGCGCGAGUUCAAGCAGCGCAUGGCCAGCAUCUAUCUCAACGACACGCAUCACUAUUGUCUGCAUCUGGACGGUGGACUGGUCAUAGAUGGACAGCGCAUGGGCAGCGAUUGUCGCUUUGUCAAUCACUCCUGCGAGCCCAACUGUGAGAUGCAAAAGUGGAGCGUCAAUGGCUUGUCACGCAUGGUGCUCUUUGCCAAGCGUGCCAUUGAGUCUGGCGAGGAGCUCACAUAUGACUACAAUUUUUCGCUGUUCAAUCCCUCCGAGGGUCAGCCCUGUCGUUGCAACAUGCCGCAAUGUCGCGGCGUCAUUGGUGGCAAGUCGCAGCGUGUCAAGCCGCUGCCCAUGGAUGCCAAGUCCAAGGAUGCCGCAGUUGCUGCUGCGGAAGCUGCAGCCAAAGAUGCCGCUGAUGGGCGUGGUGGACGCCAGCGCAAGCACAAAGCCAAGAAACGUGCCCAGGCCAAGGAGACGGCAGGAGCCAGGCUUGCCAUCGUUGCUAAGCAGCAGCAGCUAUCCGAGAAGGAGAAGAAACACAUCAAGCAGUGUAGCAUCUUUUUGGUGCGCAACUUUGAAAAGAUACGUCGCUGCCAGGCGAAGCGUCAAAAGGCAUCAUGCGUGAUCGCUGACACCAACACUGGCGCUGAUUCACCCGGCAGACGUCCCUCCACACCGUCGGCCAGCUCGCUGUUGGCGGCGCAAAUCUCGGCGCUUUGCACGCCGCGCAAUAUGAAGACGCGUGGUCUGACGCAAGCUGUGCAGGAUCCGGAGCUGGAAAAGAUGGCCAGAAUGGCAGUGGUUCUGCGCGAUAUAUGCACAGCGCUGGAGUCGCUGAAAAUGUUUGAGUUGCUUGCUGCCCUUAGCAAUGGCAAGAAAAAGAAGCAGCAGCAUCAGCAGAAGACAGGACGGCUGGAGUUUAAGGCCAUACAAGCGCAAGUGGAGCAGGGACACUAUAAGACGCCGCAGGAAUACGAUGAGGAUAUGUUGCAACUAUUUGCCGAGGCGCGGCAGCAAUAUGCUGAGGAUGCAGCCAAGUUGCAGGCGUUGGAGACCCUGCUGGAGGGUUACGAGCAGCAAAAGGCCGAUGCUUACACUCAGCUGUUGGAGAUACUGGACAAGCCGGAGCUCGUGGAGUGCUUCAAGUCCAAUAAGUUGCAACAAGACGCUGCGCAGCCCAUAGAAUCAACCGCAGUUCCAGCUCCGGCAGCGCCAGCGUCAUCUGAGCUAGUCGCUGGUGACGAUGAGGAUGUUAUAAGCUGCAUUUGUGGACUGUAUAAGGAUGAGGGCCUGAUGAUACAGUGCGCCAAGUGCAUGGUCUGGCAGCAUACCGAAUGCACCAAGGCCGACAUCAAUGCGGAGAAUUAUCAGUGUGAGCGCUGUGAGCCGCGCCAAGUGGAUCGUGAGAUACCUCUCGAUGAUUUCACAGAAGAGGGGCAUCGCUACUAUCUGUCGCUCAUGCGUGGCGAGCUGCAGGUGCGCCAGGGAGACGCUGUCUAUGUGCUGCGUGACAUACCCAUCAAGGAUGAGGCGGGCAAAGUGCUGCCUAGUCAGAAGCAUACGUACGAGACAAUUGGCGCCAUUGACUACCAGGAGUGCGACAUCUUUCGCGUCGAGCAUCUGUGGAAGAAUGAGGAGGGUAAACGUUUCAUCUUUGGCCAUCAUUUUCUGCGCCCGCAUGAGACGUUCCAUGAACCCUCGCGUCGCUUUUAUCCCAACGAAGUUGUGCGCGUCUCGCUGUAUGAGGUCGUGCCCAUUGAAUUGGUAAUUGGACGCUGCUGGGUGCUGGACCGCACUACAUUCUGCAAAGGACGACCGAGGGAGUGCAACGAUGAGGAUCAUUGCUUCAUCUGCGAACUGCGCGUGGACAAAACGGCGCGCUUCUUCUCAAAAGCCAAGGCUAAUCAUCCGGCUUGCACUAAAAGCUACGCGUUUAGAAAGUUUCCAGAGAAACUCAAGAUCUCAAAGUGCUAUGCGCCACACGAUGUGGAUCCAUCGUUGUUGAAAUCAAGAAAGCAAAAGACUGAUAUAGAGUUAGCUGGCACACCUUUAAAGCCGGGCAAACAGGAGCAAAAGUCAGGUGGCACGGGCAACAGAAAACAACGCCAAACGCCAGCAGCUGUGCAGGUGUUGACGCCACAGGCUCCCAACGGGCAGCUGCUUAAAACGAAACGUUCACGUUUAGAGAACGUGUUGAAUGGCAUGAAACUCAAGUGUCUGGAUGCGCAGACAGCGCAGGAGCAGCCUAUUGAUUUGUCCUAUCUGCUGUCGGGAAGAGGCGCUCGGCAACGUAAGACGAUCACGAGCAACACCAGCAGCACUGUAGGCACUCCCUCAGCUUAGUGGGAGGUGCUUCCAUAUAUUGCCAUGUACAUAUUAAAAGAACUUCAGAGGCAUUGCGUACCAUUUAUACUUACAUACAUAUAUACUAGAUACAUAUAUAUAGUUUAGAUACAUAAUUUAAGAGAUAUAUGCAUAGUUAAGUGUAAAGCGCAUAGCACGGUGAUAGUAGUAAUUCUAGUUUUUAAAUUGUUAUGAACAAAUUUAUUGAGCUACUUAUUCUUAUACAAUUU